Messenger RNA from Prunus armeniaca (apricot), 354 nucleotides. The record is from the annotation of a GenBank genome assembly. NCBI's taxonomy places the organism in Eukaryota, Viridiplantae, Streptophyta, Magnoliopsida, Rosales, Rosaceae.
AUGCAUGGGAGAGUUAUGUGCAGACUUUCUAAUAUCUUUGGAAAGGAUCGUGCUAACGGACAAAGAGCUGAAGUCCCCGUUGACAUGAUGGAAGAGCAAAGCAAUAAUGAAGUUAAUGCUAAUGAUAAUUCUGUCCAGGAAGAUGCAUCUCCUAUGUCUUUAAAUAAAGAAGGAAGCCAAUCCAUGAACAAUCAAAAUAAGAGGAAAAAAGCUGCAAGCUCAAGUGAUGAAGAGAAGAUUGUGACUAUAUUGGAGAAAUUGUUUGAAGCACCUUGGAAAAAGAUGCAAAUGGUGACUGAGGCUAUGACAAAAGGUAAUAAAGAGAACUCAAGAAAAUGGGAUUUUCCCAUUUAG